Molecule: messenger RNA, 767 nt
Organism: Lacerta agilis (Sand lizard)
Lineage: Eukaryota; Metazoa; Chordata; Lepidosauria; Squamata; Lacertidae
Gene: PGPEP1
Product: pyroglutamyl-peptidase I
Exons: 5
Coding region: 52-678 (208 amino acids)
Biological process (GO): proteolysis
Cellular component (GO): cytosol
Molecular function (GO): pyroglutamyl-peptidase activity
Source: RefSeq, a predicted model, not a curated record
CAGUCGCCUAAAGUUGGCCGGGCAGGAGGGAGGCAGGCGGGGAAGGGAGCCAUGGAGAAGCCGCGGAGGCUCGUGGUGGUGACGGGGUUUGGCCCGUUCGGGGAGCAUUCGGUCAAUGCCAGCUGGAUCGCGGUUCAGGAGCUGGAGAAGCUGGGCCUCGGAGACGACGUCGACCUCCACGUCUGCGAAAUCCCAGUGGAAUACCAGGCUGUGGAGCGGCUCAUCCCUGCCUUGUGGAAGAAGCACAGCCCACAAGUGACUGGUGGUGCACGUGGGCCUGUCGGGCAUGGCCACCACGGUGACGCUGGAAAAGUGCGGCCACAACACCGGCUACCGCGGCCUGGACAACUGCCGCUUCUGCCCGGGCUCCCAGUGCUGCAUCGAAGGGGGCCCCGAGUGCAUCGACUCAGUCAUCGACAUGGAUGCCGUCUGCAAGAGGGUCUCCACCUUGGGGCUGGACGUCGCCGUGACGAUAUCGAAGGAUGCUGGCAGGUACCUCUGCGACUUCACCUACUACACCUCCCUGUACCACAGCCACGGCCGCUCAGCCUUCGUCCACGUUCCCCCGCUGGGGAGGCCCUACAGCGCCGAGCAGCUGGGGCGAGCCCUCCAGGCCAUCAUCGCGGCAAUGCUCAGCGACUUGAAACACUCAGAGAGCAACAUCAAUUGCCACAAUGAGCACUGAGGCACAGAGCCCCACGUCCCACCUGCUCCCUCGCUGUUGCACUUCCAGAAAAAAACUUUUCUCACAGUACCUCGGGGGCGGG